Molecule: messenger RNA, 352 nt
Organism: Ostrinia furnacalis (Asian corn borer)
Lineage: Eukaryota; Metazoa; Arthropoda; Insecta; Lepidoptera; Crambidae
Exons: 3
Coding region: 15-347 (110 amino acids)
Source: RefSeq, a predicted model, not a curated record
AGACUGACCCACAGAUGUAUGAAGACUAUAUCACCAGCGACUCGCGGGACGAGUCCAAGGGCGGCUACGACGAGGCGGCGCCCAGUCGCGACCAGGCCUGCCAGACUGACCCACAGAUGUAUGAAGACUACAUCACCAGUCUAGAGAAUCCCCCGCCAGACGACGCGGAAGAGGUGGAAGGCGGGUUCAACGUGCAACACCAAGCCGUGUGGGGCAUGGGGGCGCUGGCGCCGCGCGUGCUCAAGGAGUUCAGCGCGCUCAUGUUCGUGCGCUGCGACUACAGCGCCGCGCACCGCUGGAGCCUGCGCGCGCAGCGGCUGCUGGCGAGGCACACGCCCGUGCGGUGAGUGCA